Messenger RNA from Spodoptera litura, 2240 nucleotides. RefSeq lists its product as uncharacterized. Gene Ontology annotation, molecular function: ATPase activator activity. NCBI's taxonomy places the organism in Eukaryota, Metazoa, Arthropoda, Insecta, Lepidoptera, Noctuidae. The record is from RefSeq and is a predicted model, not a curated record. Gene Ontology annotation, cellular component: proton-transporting V-type ATPase complex.
CUUUAGUAGAUAAGUACAUACUAUAUAAAUGGGAUUCUUAUUAAACUGUAUGCAGAUGCUGUAACCUGACUAGAAGAAUCGGGAAAUAGAAAUUCAUAUCACCAAUAAAUUCAUCUCUCGUAGUGGGUAAGUUGAAUAAUUAAAACCUCUUUGGUUUCUUAAAAAAUAAAUUGUAACGACCAGACAGUGCAGUUCCCAUAGACUUACUCUUUGCAGUACAGCAAAGAGUAUAUAUGAGUAUAGGAAGUGCAGACAGAAAAAUAGUUGUCAGACAAAAACCUGGAUCUUAGGACUUAGAAAAUAAAUAAAUAUUGUAAAGAAUAAUGUUCGUAUUACGUACUUUAUCGUUUAUUUUCUUAUUACACAAAAGUUUAGCAAAUAAAAACACUAUUCCAGUUUUUUUAUUAGACCAUGACCAAAUAAUGUCACAUGUUCAAGUUGAUCCGAAUCCAUUUUCCAAGUUGACAAAAACCAACUUUGCGGAUAUCAUAAACGAUUCCAAACAACGCUCGGACGCCACCAUAAUUUUUGUCGAAGAUUCCUUUAGCACCGAAGAUAUAAGUACUAAAGACAGAUUGGGUACUCCAUAUAUCAAUUUACGGAGCGGCCUAAUAGAUAAUAAGGUGAAAUACUUUCCAUCAGUGAUCGACCCCUACAAAUUGCUGAGUCAAAUAUUCCAACCCCAUGAAAGCAACGUAUAUUACCUAUCGAGUCGAAAUAACUUUCAAGUUAUGAAUAAUUUUAAGUAUAUCUACGUUUAUUUUCAAGAUGGACCCUAUACGAAUGAGACGAGAGCUCAAAUUUUAAGGAGGCAUGAUGCUAUUAUGAGAGAGGUGGUAUUUAUUGUCCGUCAGUUGAAAACAGGUCCAGUCGUGGCGUAUUACACCGGUAAAUUUAAUCCCAUCGUGGUUGAAAAAACAGAUUUUUCCAUGAGGAAAACGGAUCCUGCGCCUAGAAAGAAAGGUGUGCUUGUGGCGUCCUCUGGAGCCCUCUUCAGGCUUUUUGGAGUGCAUGCAGCCUCGCCGACACGAAGAGCCCUAUUCGAAGAACCUCCGAGAGUCUCUGAAGAAACGUUCACAAGACGCACACUGUCCACUCGAGUCUCAUAUCCAGUAUUUGAUUUAGAAUUCGCGUUUAGUUUUCGACGAGACAGCUGGCGAUGGGAUCACAUUGCGAUAUACGAGGGCGGCGAAGAGGUCGGACGUACGGAUAUGAAUAUAAGUGUACCUUGGAACUAUUCAUAUUACUGCCCAGAACCGAUCAGUAUCUACAACACACGAGAUGGAAGUUCCUUGACUAUAAGCCAGUAUCAGAUUCAACCGCGCCAAAUGUUUAGUCGAAAACGAGGUGGUGGAGAAGGUGACGGUGAAGAUAGCGAAGAUAGUGACGGUGGCCGUACCGGUGGUGGUAGCGAUGGCGGUACCGGUGGUAGUGGCAGUACCAGUGGUAGUGGCAGUACCGGUGGUAGUGGCAGUACCGGUGGUAGUGGCGUUGGCGGUGCCAGUGGUAGUGGCGAUGGUAGUGGCAGUGGCAGUGGCAGUGGUAGCGGCCCCGGUAUUGGGAAUUCUUCACAGGUUUCGGGCAAAGAUGUGAACGUAACGUUUAAUAAAAUGGUACAUUGCGGCCCAUAUUUCACAGCCACAAUACUUAGCUCACUUAUGAUUGUAUUCUUCUGUUUAUCCAUUACUAUGUAUGGUGUUGUAACUCUGUUCAAUUGCGCCUCCAAUAGUCGGUAUGAAGAUCCAAAUAGUAAACCGUUGACUCAUGAUCUUUUGCAUUGAAUUUUAAAUAUAGACGACAGAUCAAGAAACUCCUUAUUAGAAAAUUUCUUUAUUUUCAGCUUUAUUGUUUUAAAAAUAAUAUACUAUUAAGUGCUUUACUCUAUAGUGCUCAUGGCACACUUAAAUAAUAAUAUGUCUCUACAUUUGUCACUAUUUUUUCUUGAUAAACUUAAGAUAACGUUCUGAUCGCGUAACGACAAAUAAAACUCGCACUACACCCUCACUCCCUCAGGGGCAUGUAGACGAAUAGUCUACAUGUAACUGGGCAAUUCGAAUUUUUGAAGAGAGGUCGAUCGCAUCCUCGUCCGUUGUUGUUCGAGAUCGUUCAACCAUUCUUACAACCAAUGACAUGAGAGACCGCAAGCGGGUUCACUUCGAUCUUUCGAAUUGAAAGUUAAAGAACAGCCUAGUUGAAGCAGAUUAAACCUAGAGAGCGCCCUAGGCUCAUAGCAAAUGGGC